Molecule: messenger RNA, 840 nt
Organism: Metarhizium album ARSEF 1941
Lineage: Eukaryota; Fungi; Ascomycota; Sordariomycetes; Hypocreales; Clavicipitaceae
Product: short-chain dehydrogenase/reductase family protein
Exons: 3
Coding region: 1-840 (279 amino acids)
Molecular function (GO): oxidoreductase activity
Source: RefSeq, a predicted model, not a curated record
AUGGGCCGUCUUGCGGGUAAAAACGCCGUCAUUACCGGCGCCGCCGGUGGCAUUGGCCUCGAAACCACCAUCCUCUUUGCCAGAGAAGGUGCCAAUGUGCUCAUGGCCGACAUCUCCGAGCCCGCGCUGGAAAAGGCCCUGGCCAAGGUCAAGCAGCUCGUUCCCGCGGCCAAGGUCGAAACAAGGAAAUGUGACGUCUCCAAAGAAUCCGAUGUCCAAGCCCUCGUCCAGUCCGUCGACUCCUGGGGCGGCCUCGACAUCAUGUUCAACAACGCCGGCAUAAUGCACGCCAAGGACGACGACGCCGUCAACACCCCCGAGGACAUUUGGGACCUCACGCACAACAUCAACGUCAAAGGCGUCUGGUUUGGCUGCAAGCAUGCCGUGCUAGCGCUCCGCCGCCACAAAAAGAACAAGGGCAGCAUCAUCAACACCGCCUCCGUCGUCGCCCUCGUCGGAGCCGCCACCCCCCAGCUCGCCUAUACCGCCUCCAAGGGCGCCGUCCUGGCCCUGACGCGUGAGCUGGCCAUGGUCCACGCCCGCGAGGGCUUCCGGUUCAACAGCCUGUGCCCCGCGCCGCUCAAUACCCCGCUGCUGCAGGACUGGCUGGGCGACGACCAGGCCAAGCGUCACCGUCGCGAGGUGCACUUCCCCAUGGGUCGCUUUGGCGAGGCUGUCGAGCAGGCCCAUGCCGUCGUGUUUUUGGCCAGUGAAGAUGCCAGCUUCGUCAAUGGCCACGACUUUGUGGUUGAUGGCGGCAUGACCAAGGCCUACGUUACCCCCGAGGGUCCUCCUGCUGCCGUCCCUCAGAACAAUGCUUCCAAGAAUUCCUUGGAGUGA